Molecule: messenger RNA, 600 nt
Organism: Helobdella robusta
Lineage: Eukaryota; Metazoa; Annelida; Clitellata; Rhynchobdellida; Glossiphoniidae
Exons: 3
Coding region: 1-600 (199 amino acids)
Source: RefSeq, a predicted model, not a curated record
AUGAAAAGCGAAAAUUUCUCGAACUUGAUGGCAAAAAAACCGAAAAAACCCCGCGGAUCCUCGAUGAGUUCGCGCCGAAUCGACCGAUACUUUGCCGAGGCUGAACUUGCUAGACCGGCCGGUAAAAUGGAUAAAAGUGCCAUCACUUUUUUGCAAAACUACACUAAACAACCAGGCAAUGACACUGAACUCGAAUCGGAAGAUUCGGAAACCGAAGAAUUCGACGAAUACUUGCCGAGACCGAAGAAACGUCUAAGAAGAUCGACCAGUGUCAAGUUCCCACAUCCUAGAAGGCAGCAGGAGCAACAAAAUCAAUACGCCGAGUAUGAAUACCGCAGACCCAAGCGCGCACAUUUCAACUGGACAAAGGAACUGCGUAACAACAGCAGUAGUGCCAACAACAACCAAUGGGAAGUGACGGAGGAGGAAGUGGAAGAAUACCGGAGGAGAAAAAGGAUGGAGAAGGAAGAGGCUCUGGAAAAAGAGGAGGAGUCCAAUGGAUCACCCUCUCUGGCGACUACUGGACUUUACAUCACUGCUGCCUCUCUUUUGGCUGCUGGCGUCACCAUGGCUAUCGUCAAGAAUAAAAUCUUUUUUUAG